Messenger RNA from Emiliania huxleyi CCMP1516, 476 nucleotides. RefSeq lists its product as hypothetical. The annotation marks the transcript as partial. The transcript has 5 exons. Gene Ontology annotation, biological process: intracellular protein transport; SNARE complex disassembly. Gene Ontology annotation, cellular component: SNARE complex; vacuolar membrane. The record is from RefSeq and is a predicted model, not a curated record. Lineage: Eukaryota; Haptophyta; Isochrysidales; Noelaerhabdaceae. Gene Ontology annotation, molecular function: syntaxin binding; soluble NSF attachment protein activity.
AUGUCGCAGGGAGACAAGGCGCGCGCGCUGGUGGAAAAGGCUGAGAAGAAGCUGGCCUCCUGGUCGCUCUUCGGAGGUGGGAGUAAGUACGAGGACGCGGCGGAGAUGUACACAAAGGCGGCCAACCUCUUCAAAGUUUCCAAGUGCUGGAACGACGCGGGCGCUUGCUUUGAAAAGACGGCGCAGUGCGCCCUCAAGAGCGACAGUCCGCACGAGGCGGCGACCGCCCACACUGACGCCGCCAACUGCUACAAGAAGACGGACGCGAAGGGCGCGCCUCCAACUUACAAGGAGGCAAUCGGGAUUCACAUCGACCUCGGCCGCUUCCCGACUGCGGCCAAGCUGCAAAAGGAGAUUGCGGAGCUGCACGAGGGGGAAGGCAACCUACCUUUGGCCAUGGAGGCGCGAAGCACACCCGCCUUCCAGACCGCCGCAGACUACUACCAGGGCGAAGAGAACACGGCGCAGGGCAACCA